CAUGCUUAAAGAAAGAUCAUUUACUAGUGCUACUGUAGCUGUUUUUCUGUUCAUUGCUACAUAUAUACCAGAAAAUAUAGCUCAAAAUGGACCUCGCCCUUGUAGCAUUGAUGUACCAAGUGGUGCUCGCUCAUUUUUGAUCGUCGACGAAAACUACCAGUUUCCUAAAGUCCAGGACGGUCACUUCAUUUACGUAGAGCACAUGGGAGCAACAUAUUGGGCUUGCCCAGGAGGACAAUUUACCACUCCAGGUUAUAACGUCAACGGACAAGUGGCAAAUUGUAGAGAUGCGACUCACUACAACUUUCAAUAUCAACCUCUAACAUACAAAAACUUGAGUUGUAUUUUAAUCGAGAAAACAAGACCAGAUUUAGCCGAAAUCUACAAUAACCCGAACAUACGAUGUGAGGGGGAUAGUUAUACCACACCUGUCGAAGUGGGAUACAAUAUAAACCGCGGUUUUGCUCGAGUACUUGUAAUAUGCUAUCAAAUGACAGAACGCAUUCCACUUUAUACCAAAUACACCAUUAAUAAGGGGACGAGCUGGCUACAAGAUUAUCUACCACCACCAAGCAACUACUUUUUCGCUGGGGACUUAAUUUCUGGAGAUGUGACCCAUGUAUACAGCGAUGUCAAAGCCUCUUUUCAAGAACUAGGUGUUUCUCAAUAUAUCAACGAAACGUACUUUUUGCAGAGAGGACAUCUGGCGUCAAGCGACGAAUUACUUUACCCCAUUCAAAGGGAUGCGACGUACAAUUUAGCUAAUGUUGCUCCUCAAUGGAAUACUUUUGAUGAAUCUAACUGGUAUACAUUGGAACAGGCAGUUAUAGAUUUGGUGGAAAACGAAGAUGUUGGUGAUAACGCUACGGUAUUAACUGGAACGUUAAAAGUGGCUACCUUGAACAACCAGAACGGAGUUCCAGUGGAACUUUAUCUCCAAGAUGGUCGCUUUCCAGUUCCGCGCUGGUUUUGGAAGAUAGUUUAUUUGCCAGAUCUCCAGUUUGGUGCCAUAUUUUUCGGAUAUAACAAUAUCUAUGAAAGUAAAAUCAAAGUGGAUGCUGAAUUUUUGAACGAUAUUUGUACUGUGGAUAUACUGGAAACAAUAAGAGGCAGUUGGUCUUUGCAACUUAUCGAUAAUAGUGUGGCAACUAACGGUUUUAUAUACGCUUGCGCUUUGAAGCCGGAUCAAAUAAUCGAGCCUCUUGUACGUGAAAUCGUCACCAAUACUCUCGAUGAAUUUGGAACUAGAAAUGUCGAGGUGUUUGCCAAACGUACAAAAUAAGAUUUGAUAUUUUGUUUUUGAAAUAAAUAUUUAUAAUCUUUGUAAACAUUAAAGUUAAACGUUUUAUGCUUUCUUUUAGUGGUAAAUUGUUCAAUAAAUAUUUUUAUAGAAGCUUAAA
Zophobas morio is the source of this 1400-nucleotide messenger RNA. RefSeq lists its product as uncharacterized. The coding region runs from base 2 to 1282 and encodes 426 amino acids. The transcript is spliced from 2 exons. The record is from RefSeq and is a predicted model, not a curated record. Gene Ontology annotation, cellular component: nucleus; mitochondrial inner membrane. Gene Ontology annotation, molecular function: single-stranded DNA endonuclease activity; metal ion binding; nucleic acid binding. Gene Ontology annotation, biological process: apoptotic DNA fragmentation. NCBI's taxonomy places the organism in Eukaryota, Metazoa, Arthropoda, Insecta, Coleoptera, Tenebrionidae.